CUCACAGAGCUUCUCUGACUUUCCCCAAAUUCCACACCUGAUCUUACUGGCUGUACUUGUUUGACUUUUCCGCUGUCAUGUUAAGAGCCAGUUUAAGGUUUCCUUCGGUAAAUAUUUACUCAUCAACCAUAGUCUCGUCCACAUUUUCAACGCCUCAGCUUCGCAAGAAUGGUUCAUAAAACAGUUGCACUGUUUUGCUUUGUAAUGGUGAUUUUACUCAGCAUUAUUCUUUUCAUGAUGUCUCAAGAAAAUUUACCUGCUAGCAUAAGAUACAGAUGGAAGGCUAUGCCAGAAAUAAAGGGAAUCAGAGGAGGAAGCUAUGAAAAUGAAGGGCUACGUCAAAAUGAAGGAAACCUUUUGACAUCUUGGCUCAAUGCAACACAGUCUUCAAGAACUGCUGAAACAUCAACAAGGGAUUCAGAGCCAGAGACUGAUAAGAAGAAUAUGUCUGCAGAAUAUCCCAUUCCAAUUAUACACAAAAGUUCCUUCAAAAAGCUUCCUAAGUGGAACUUUGAGGAUAUUUACAAUUUAGAUGCCCCCCCUAGACCUAAUACAUGUUCCCAGUCUUUGCGUAACUCCAGGGAUGAGGACUUCCAGAAAGCCUUCCUUCCCAACAUACGCAUGUUUCUGCACAAAGAUAACAUCAACAUGAGAGAGUGGAAUCGACUAUCACAUUUCAACAAUCCUUUUGGUUUCAUGGAUAUGAAGUAUGAAGAUGUUAUGCCUGUGUUGAAGCUCAUCCCAAAGCCAAAAGAACCGCUACUCCGCCCAAAACCUGGCGGGGAUGGCUGUAUCCACUGUGCUGUGGUGGGAACUGCAGGUAUCUUAAACGGCUCAAAAAUGGGAGCUGAGAUUGAUGCACAUGACUACGUCUUUCGAAUGAAUGGUGCAGUGAUCAAAGGUUAUGAGGAGGAUGUGGGAAACAGAACAUCGGUGUAUGUUCACACAUCUCACUCAAUCACUGCCUCACUUUAUAUAUUUAGGAAGUAUGGAUACACAUCAGCUCCACAUGAUGAGGGUAUAAAGUACGUCAUGAUUCCUGAAGGAAUGAGGGAUUACAAAUGGCUCAAACCUCUUAUCGGAGGGGAAGAGACAUCUAGAAAACACCCCAGAACCUACUACUCAGGACAGUACAACGAGAGCCGCUUCUAUGUUUUACACCAGGACUUUCUGCGAUAUGUACGGAACAGGUUUUUAAAAUCACCCAAUCUCAACCGAGGAUACUGGGCAAUUGUCCGCCCAACUAAUGGGGCAUUUGCUAUAUUUACAGCCCUGCACGCUUGUGACACAGUGAGUGCAUAUGGAUUCAUGACAGAAGACUACAGAAAGUACUCCAACUAUUAUGCUGAGAGGCACCUAAAGACAAAUGUAAUUUUCUAUAGCAACCAUGACUACAUUAUGGAGAAGAAUUUAUGGAAGAGCCUUCACGACAAAAAGAUAAUUAAGCUGUUUCAAAGAACUGGAUCACAAAAUGGGGUUGAGGUGCCAAAGCAGACCUGAGAAUGACAGCAAACUGUGAAUGACAGUUUCAGUAAUAAGAAAAAUACCAUGUUAGACAAAAACUGUAGUUAUCAAAACUGGUAGUCAUCAUGCUUUUGUGUUGAAUGCAAUAACUGUAAAAUAUGUAGACCAGUCAAGGUUUCUUUUAUGAAGGUUGCAUGCAGUAUUGCGAAGUGAUACUGAUAUUCUGCAACAGUGACUAGAAUUAAGAUGUUUUUGUUGUUGUGGUUUUGUUUUUAAUCACUGCUGGUAGAACUUCCUAUAAUGGGUAAUGGGUUGGCCCCUUUUAUGGUUCAUCUAUGAUUAAAUUAGGCUGAUUUUAAACAUGUUAUUUACUGCCAAUCAAUAACAAUUACUUUCUUUGUAAUUGAUUAUAUUAACAUUAAACUAUCUUGAAUGCAAGAAUAUGAUCCUUUGAUGUCGAAGGACGAUGUUAAUGUGGUGGGCGCUAGAUAAUCACAAGUUUCAUUAAAAUCAUUUUCAAAAUCAGAGAUAUUAGCGUAACACUUUUCAAUAAGGUACACAAAAAUUUAUUUACUACCAAUAAAAACCUAGGGGACAAUUAGGAAAUACAUAUUUCGGGACACCUCACCCAACCUUUUUUUCGACCACUUAGUUACUCCGAUGCUGUGCCCGAACAUCAGCAAUAACCCCAAGACCCCUCAAUCACUAUAUAGAACUGGGACUAUAUAGGGGUUUUGAUAGUGCACUAUGUUAACUGAAUGUUCAGUUAGAUGACCAAUACCUUUCGCUCCCCGUUGGUCACAUGACCCCGACUCCCUCCACAAUGCCUCUUUGUCCUCUCUUGUUCUCAAAACAAAUCCCAUAAUGCUUUGCAAGGAGAGCUCUUACAAAGCUUUUUGGGCUAUAUGUGCUGAUCUUGUGACCAUUGACACUACUUUUCAAGGAGAUUUCAGAAAGCCUAAUUAGCCUAAUUUAAAUACACAAACCACUUUGCUUAAAUUUGGUUUAGCAAUAGCAUACAAGUAGCCUUGCCAGCCAGACUACUACAACCUUUACACGACAUAUCAAAGUGGUAAAGAGCUGAUAGGGCUGCAUUUCAAAGGCGGGACCAACAGGGUCAGUGUCGUCAGGUUAGAAUUAAUCAGAUAAUUACCUAUAUGAAACAGAAACUGCAAG
Cyprinodon variegatus (sheepshead minnow) is the source of this 2640-nucleotide messenger RNA. RefSeq names its product alpha-N-acetylgalactosaminide alpha-2,6-sialyltransferase 1-like. The transcript is spliced from 9 exons. Bases 169 to 1500 code for a protein of 443 amino acids. Gene Ontology annotation, molecular function: sialyltransferase activity. Lineage: Eukaryota; Metazoa; Chordata; Actinopteri; Cyprinodontiformes; Cyprinodontidae. The record is from RefSeq and is a predicted model, not a curated record.